AUGCCACAAAUCCAACGCAUACUGAUCAAAACCCAUCAUAUGACCUCGCGCAAGAAGAUCCUCACCAUCACGAAAGCUGCAAAACGACUCUCAUGUUCCGUUCUCUUGAAAACCGGAGGUCCACCUGGGGUUAUGGUUGCAGAAGGCGAACUUGCUGGUGACUGGUUAGAGGUCGUUCGAAAGCUACGGUACAAAGAUUAUCAACUCAUGAAGAGAGAGGAUGUGGGGGAAAAGGGGCUAGAUGUUGGCCCCGGAGAUGUAAAGGAAUUGACGGGUAUGAAAGAGCUGGGCGCGUUCUUGGAAAGGAACAGGGAGAUCUAUGAAUGGUGGAGGGUGGGAAUGGGGUAUAAGAAAGGUGAAGAUGCGCCUUGA
Messenger RNA from Cadophora gregata, 372 nucleotides. RefSeq lists its product as uncharacterized. The transcript has 2 exons. The coding region runs from base 1 to 372 and encodes 123 amino acids. Lineage: Eukaryota; Fungi; Ascomycota; Leotiomycetes; Helotiales; Ploettnerulaceae. The record is from RefSeq and is a predicted model, not a curated record.